UGAUUUGACCAACGAACGGAUUAUUUAACGCGCCUUAAAAAUGGCAACGCUUGCAAACAACAAAUUUAUGUUACGAGAAUUAAACUAUUAGAAUUUAAAAUCGAUUUUCGAAAAAUAUUUAGUUAAGGUGACGCAUCCGCGAGUGUCUUCAGUUAAAUUCGACUGUCUAUAUAUAGAAUCUUCUAUAUAUGCACAAAAAACGGCAAAUAGGUUAAAUAUUUAGCAUCUCGAGAUGGGAAAUCAGCCGGGAAAGCUUCACGCCCAUGCACAGAGCGGUCGACCCAAGAAGAAUGUCCAUUGGAAGUCUGCAGAACGACCCUCUCCGCCUGGUCGGCCCAUAUUGACGCCACUGUCGCUCUCGGAGCAGCAGCCCGAUGUGGUCAACCUGCGCUGGGAUCGUCCGCUGCUCGACGGAGGCUCCCCGAUCACCGGCUACACUGUGGAGCACCGUCGCAUGGGCUCGCCGCACUGGGUGCGCGCCACACCCACACCUGUCUCCAGGUGCGAUGUGUGCAUCAGUGGACUGGAGCCGGGCUGGCGGUACCAGUUUCGCUGCUUUGCCGAAAACGUCGUGGGACGAUCCGACGCCAGCGAGCUCUCUGAUCCCCUGACGGUUACACUGCAGCGCAAUGCAAUAACCGUUCCCCGCUUUAUAGACGAGCUGUUGGACACUGAUGCGGUGGAGGAUGAGCGCAUUGAGUUCCGAGUGCGCAUUCUCGGUGAGCCACAGCCGGAGAUCAACUGGUUCAAGGAUGGCUACGAGAUCUUCAGCAGUCGCCGCACCAAGAUCCUCAACGACAACGACGCCAGUGUCCUGAUCAUUCACCAAGUGGCACUGACGGACGAGGGCGAAAUUAAGUGCACUGCCACGAACCGGGCUGGCCACGUGGUGACCAAGGCAAGGCUCAUGGUGCAGGCGCCACCCAAGAUUCGUUUGCCGCGCACCUACGAGGACGGGCUCAUUGUGGAGGCGGACGAGGUUCUGCGUCUGAAGGUCGGCAUUGCCGGCCAGCCGCCGCCGGCCAUUACCUGGCUCCACGAGGGCGAAGUGAUUGCCCCUGAUGGACGCUUCGAGGUUACCAAUACAGAGAAGAACUCGCUUCUCAAGAUAGAUAACGUGCAACGAGAGGAUCGCGGGGAGUACAUGGUGCGUGCAUGGAACAAGCUGGGGGAGGACAACACUUCCUUUCUAGUCACGGUCACGGCACGGCCCAAUGCUCCGGGUGCUCCCCGUCUUAACAUGUCGUUCGGCAAGUCCGCAACACUCGCCUGGACGGCACCGCUGGACGAUGGUGGCUGCAAGAUCGGCAACUACAUUGUGGAGUACUUCCGAAUGGGCUGGAACGUCUGGCUGAAGGCCGCCACCACGCGCGCCCUGACGACUACUCUGCACGAUCUGAUCGAGGGCUCGGAAUACAAGUUCCGCGUCAAGGCUGAGAACCCUUAUGGCCUGAGUGAGCCAUCCGAGGAGUCGGAGCUGCUCUUCAUACCCGAUCCCAAGCGUGGCAUCACCAAGCCCAGGUCUGCGAGCAAAAUCGCUGGCGAUGAGAAGGAUAAGCCCAAGUCGGAGGCGGUUCAAGUACCGCCUCGUCGCAAGACGCUCUCUCCACCUCGCCCCCAUGCAGAUGCCGCGACGGGCAUGUCGCCAAAACAGUCGCCAAACGCCAAACGCAAGCCAAAGCCUCAGCUCAUCGACAACGAGCAGUUGCACCAUGAAAUGUCGUACGGCACCUCGGACCAGGCUCUGAAAAUGGAUGUGCGCAAGAGCCCCUCCCAGAGCAGUGCCGACUCCACGGCCAAGCCGGUGACUGCAUCCAGUAAUAAGCUCAAUCUCACGUUGAUCACCACCACCGCUCUGGCGGACAAGACAGGGCUCCCGGCUGGGCUCCAGAAAUCGCCAUUUGGCUCACCUCUCAAGUUGUUCAAUGCCAAGCCCACGACCGAGGCCAAAGAGAAGUCCCCACUGCAGUUCCGGCCCCAGGCCCUGCCCACUCCGCCUGAGGAAAAGCCGUUAAAGUCAGUUCUCCAUCAAAAACGAAGUCUCAGUCCACCAAGCAAGCGGCAGCACUCAGAAACGCAACCAACACCCCCACCAGAGGCCAUCAAGUCAACUCCAGCCCUGCAGCGCAGCGCGGAGCCAGUCCAACUGGGAGUUAAUCAGAACGUGAGACGAUUCUCGGGCCAAGCCCUAAGCCCGGCGAGGAACGUACCCACCCUAGCAUUGGCAGUGGCAGCCAGUGCUAGUGCGGUGAUUGGUGAGCGGCUGCCCACCAUUGAGAUCAGUGCACCACCACCAGCCACAGCCACAGCGACUGCCACAGUUCCGGGCUAUGAAGAGUCCCCCAGAUCCAGACACAAGUCCAAACAGAGACCAGACGCUUCUCCCAUUUCUAGACGUGCCCCCAGGUCAGCGGACAAGCACGACGAGGUGCACACCAGUAACGAGUUCAUGCUCGUCGUCUUCGACAAGAACAGCAAGGUCAAGGAUAAGGACAAGCAAGACUCCUUCGAGCUGGACCUGGAGGAUGCCAUACAGCCACCGCCUAUAUCCAUCUCCGCCCCUGAUCUGGCAUUUCUGGAGUUCAAUAACCUGCACACCACCUUCCCGCUGCGUCGCUCCGUGAGCUCCACCGAGCUGCUCUAUGAGCGCGCAAUGGCGAGAUUCUACGAGGCGGUGGAGUUGGAGCAAGCGGCCAAGUCGAGAAAGGCCUCUCAGGAGAGAAUGGCAAAUAGUACGCAGGCUCCCGGUCCGCCGGCCAAUCUCCGUAAGCGCCUCGGCUCCAUUUCAGAGGCAGAGCGGGUCUCCUUCGAGCGGAGGAGCGAGCUGCGCCGGCAAUCAGCGGACAUGGUUAGCAUGGGGCGAAAGUGGGACUCAAGGGAGAACGUCAACGAUCUGGGCAGCCUCUCACGCACCCACACCACGGCACUGAGUGCGGCUGAGCAACAGCAGCACAUCCGGGAGCAGGUGCAGGAAGCGCCUGACGACGAUGAACGGACCGAGAGCACUGCAGAAGACAGUGAAGAUUUGAACAUGGAACUGGACGAGCACUAUCCAGUGCAGGGACAACAACAGUCUAGUUACGACCUGGGCUCUGACUACACGGAGAGCACAGCCUCCUCGGAGCAGGACUCCAUUGAGAAAUUCAAGAUGGAACUGUUGGCUCGCACCCGUUCGCCCAGCCCCCGCGAUCUGGAGACGUACCAUCCUCGGACCAUGGCCGCUGGCACCUUCACACCCUAUCGCGCCCCCACACCGGAGCAGGCGGCUGUGGUCCUCACCCGGCCAAUGCCACUACCCAGUCCCGACUUUGUACCCAAGCCGAUCCUUAAGCGCCCGCCCAUCGAGCAGGGGGAGCCGCCCAUGAGCCCACCCAUCCCAAUCGGUCCAUCUUUGCCGGGAAACGGCAAUGGUGCCACACCCACCACAGCAGUGACAGUCGCAACUAUCCCACACGUCACACCAAGCAUGGCCCCUAAUCCCAUUACCAGCAGUAGCAGCAGUUUAAAGAUGGAUCUGGCCAAGGGCAUAAAGUCGUUUUUUAGCCGCGACAAGCGGUCCGCCACCGAGAAGAACACUGAAGCCAAUGAGGAGAUAUCGAAUCCCUUGGAGAAAACCAAUGCCGCUGCCAUUGCGGCCGAUUUGGAGGUCAAACGCAGAGCCAAGGAGGAGGAGGAGUUGCGCCGCCAAGAGGCAGAGCGCCUCAUGCAGGAGGAGGCACAUGCCGCCGUCGAUCACUACAGUGACCUAGUCCGGGAGGUCGGCAGCUCCCACAAAUACCACACGCCCCUCUACCUAGAUCGCGACGAGCUGAAGCGGGCCGCCGCAAAGGCAGCAGCCGAAUCCGACGAGGAUGAGGGAUCGAUGUCCAACACGGAAGAGCACAGGAAGAGACUGGCCAUAAAGAGCAACGACGACAUGCUAUUGGCACCACCAGUGCUCAGUCGGGAGCGGCGUCUGUCCAUCUCUGAGCGGGAGCAGCUGGUGCAUGUGCGGGAUGCAUCCAGUAAUCUGGCGUAUCACAAAUCAAGGGACAAAGACGAGGAGCGUGAAGCGGAGCAGCAGACUCAAAGCCAAGCGGAGGAGGAGGAGCCGGAGUACCCGACCGUUCUAGUGGUGCCCCCACCCAAGACAAAGAACAAGAGCGAGACGGAGAGUGAGAGCGUCAUGAGCGAAACCGUUGAGGCUCGUCCCGAUGCCCGGGGGCGAACGCGCCUCGUGAAGGUCAAACGGGUAAUUAAGCGACGGGUUCCAUCCAGCACGCGGUCUCGCGACACCUCGCUCAAUAGACCCACAGCACCCGCCGCGGGAGGCCUCGCUCUAGCUGUGGAGAGGACCUCGCAGACGGCCCUGGUUCUCUCAAGCGCCGAACGGCAUCUUCUGGAGCGAGCAUCCGCACUGGCGCUGCUCCAGUCGGAGGAGCAUACGCACGAGAAGGUACGCUCGGCUCUCAGCUACUGUACCGAUCUGGUUCUCUUCCUUGUUGCCUGUUAUGUGUACUUGUUCAAGGACGCGCGGCUUGUCCUGCCCAUUCUUGGGCUGAUAAUUUACCGCCAACUUGGCGAGGCUAUUAGGGGCUAUAUACCCAGUUGGUUGCGUCGCAAGGGCAACGACCAGACCUGAUCAUCUCUUCGCUCAUCCUCACAUGCCUUUACUCGUAUCGGUUAAGCUAGUUUUUAUUGAAGUCGACUUAUUUACGUAUGUAUGUGUGUAUGUAUCCUAAGAUAAAAUUCGGUUUCGGAUCGGACUGUCAUAGAAUCCAUCCCCAAAUUUCUGUUUACGCCGAGUCCUUGCAAAUUCCCCAUCGAAUCCCAUCCAAAAUGGGUCGGAAAACGAAGGUACAUUAUUGGAAUGAUUCACUUUUGACUAUCCCACAGUUUCGCCACUGAGAUCACUUUACAUCUAUGAGUAAAUCACCUCGGAGAUAAAUGUAUAUCAAACAUUUCGAUAACUAAUUAACAACAAUCAUGUUCUAAAGUGUGUUUUCACAGAGCUGUGAAUAAUAGCAAGCUACUUUGAAAUUUGCAAGGAUAUCUGACUCUUCGGUCACCGAAGUUGAAAUUCUUUCCUUUUUGUUUGGAAAUGAUUCGUGAAAGUGUCAUACGUGUACGGAUGUGGAUGUUUCCUUUAGUGCCUCAUCGUGUUAUGAAGUGUUCGUUUGCGGUUCUUUGUCGCCUAUCUGCAUUGUUGGAAAUAAAGCUUGGGCCAAACUAACUAUCUAGGGUUAGUUUAUUCCGAAA
Drosophila guanche is the source of this 5238-nucleotide messenger RNA. It is a transcript of the gene MnM, whose product is annotated as titin homolog. NCBI's taxonomy places the organism in Eukaryota, Metazoa, Arthropoda, Insecta, Diptera, Drosophilidae. The transcript is spliced from 4 exons. Gene Ontology annotation, molecular function: protein binding. The record is from RefSeq and is a predicted model, not a curated record. The coding region runs from base 233 to 4621 and encodes 1462 amino acids.